AACCAAAUCAACCAUUUUUCAAUCCAUUAAUAAACCCUCACAUCACAAUCACAUGGCUUCGUCUUGAUUUCAUUUUCCGCACACACAUUGUAUACCAACAAUCAUGCUUUGAUUCUUGUGUUUUCUUAUUUCCAACACCCAACACCACAUGCAGAUGCAGUUCUCUCUCUGCAUUUUCUAUUCGCGCACAACUUUGGCUUUUUUUGCUCUUCCAAGAGACUCUUCCAGAUCUACAGUGAACCAAUUUUAUUCUUCUAUCAGACCGUCAGAUUUUAUUCAUAAAGGUUAUAGUUGUAAUUGAUGCUAUAUUGCAGAAUCUCACAAUCAACACAGACUUCACUCUGAUCCAUCUCAAACCGACGAUAACGUUUCAGACAUAAGCUCAUAUUGCAUUAGUGGCCUAACUUAGGCACUGAUGCCUUUGCCUAUCUUGGUUUGGAAAUUUUGUAAUCUUAAAUGGUAGAAGAAACUAUGGGUUGCGCUAUUGAGACCGGCGAGUCAGAAGAGAUGGACAUAGUCCUCUCUUCGAUGUGGCCGGAGGACAUGAAUGAAGCCGGGAGGCAGUUCAAUGUGGAGAGGCCAGGAGUGGAUAAAGACAUGCUGGAGGAGGUGACCAUCAAGAGGGAGCCUGACAUAGUUGAUUUCAAGCAUCUCAUGGAACUCGCUAGCUACACUGAAAAGGGGAACUGGCAGCUGGCUAAUUUGGUGAGGAAUUGGGAAUACAAGCAGGAGAACGCUGUGCGCCUCCUGAGGGAAGAGCUUGACACCCUCAGCAGGCAGCAGCGACAAGCUGAGCUCAAGAAGUUGGAGAUAUUGGAGGAACAUCGGUUUGAAAGAGAUGGGUAUGGUGGAAACAAGCGUCCCAUCUCCAUUCUUGAUGAGAAUCUCAAGUACUUGUAUCAAGAUGCUCCGAGGAGGAAGCGUGACACUGUCUUCCAAGAUGAGAAAAUAAGUGUAGAUGCUGAAUAUGACAGUGUGGUUUACUGGAAGCAACAUGCUAUGAAUCUAGAGAAACUCCUAGAGGCUAGCAUUAGACGAGAGCAAGUGUUGAUGGGGAAAUUGCAGGAGAGUAUUGAGAAACUGGAAAAGCAGUCGACCCCCGUUGAGGAACUGUCACAGGUUUUGAAUAGAGCAGAUAAUUUCUUGCAUUUCGUCUUGCAGAAUGCUCCAGUUGUCAUAGGCCAUCAGGAUAAAGAUCUGCGCUACCGGUUCAUCUUUAACCAUUUUCCGAGUUUGAACGAGGAGGAUAUCAUAGGCAAAACAGAUGUUGAGAUCUUCACCGGCUCUGGUGUAAAGGAAUCCCAAGACUUUAAACAAGAAGUGCUGGAAAGAGGAUUACCUGCAAAGAGAGAAAUAACAUUUGAAACUGAGCUGUUUGGAUCAAAAACCUUCUUAAUCUACGUAGAACCGGUUUUCAGCAAGGCUGGAGAGACAAUUGGUGUAAAUUAUAUGGGAAUGGAAGUGACUGAUCAGGUGCGAAAAAGAGAAAAGAUGGCAAAGAUUAGAGAAGAGAUGGCUGUACAAAAAGCUAAGGAGACGGAGCUCAACAAAACAAUUCAUAUCACAGAGGAAUCAAUGCGAGCGAAAGAAAUGUUGGCUACCAUGUCUCAUGAGAUAAGAUCUCCUCUAUCCGGAGUCGUAAGCAUGGCUGAGAUUCUUUCCAAUACUAAGCUCGACAAAGAGCAGAGACAGCAGGUGAACGUGAUGAUGUCUUCUGGUGAUUUAGUUCUUCGAAUAAUCAAUGACAUCCUUGAUCUUUCUAAGGUUGAGUCAGGAGCUAUGAAACUGGAAGCUGCAAAAUUUAGACCAAGAGAGGUAGUUAAACAUGUGUUGCAGACAGCAGCUGCAUCACUACAGAAAUUACUAACCUUAGAAGGAAAUGUAGCAGAUGAUGUUCCUGUGGAGGUGAUCGGAGAUGUUCUAAGGAUUCGCCAGAUUCUAACAAACUUGGUCAGCAAUGCCAUCAAAUUCACUCGCGAGGGCAAGGUUGGGAUAAAGCUUUAUGUAGUGCCAGAGCCGCACAUUUUAAGCAAUCAAAAGUCUUGGAAAGCUCCUGCAGAUCAGUCCUCUAAUUCAUCAAACACAAGAAAAGACUCAUCCGUGAGUCGAAGCCAGAGGGGCAGUCAUGGAUGUCAUGAGGAAGAAGGUAUUGGUGUAAAAAAUGAAUUAAAAAACAUGCUCAAUGAUCAAGAGAGAGAUGGGACACCAACGGAAGAAGAAAAAGCUAGCCAUUCUAAUCCUCAAGAAUCAGUAGUGUGGAUUCGGUGUGAUGUUUAUGACACGGGGAUCGGAAUACCAGAACAUGCGAUUCCCACUCUGUUCAAGAAAUACACGCAAGCAGGAGCGGAUACUGCUAGAAAGUACGGUGGGACAGGAUUAGGACUUGCAAUCUGUAAACAAUUGGUUGAGCUCAUGGGUGGUCAACUAACUGUAUCAAGUGUAGAAGACAAAGGGUCUACUUUCAUGUUUAUACUACCCUGUAAAGUUUCAGCAGUCUCUGAUAGUUCAGACGAGCUCUCGGAUAUGGAUAACCAAGAGGUCUCAGAUGAUGAAGAUUUACAUGCAGGAAGUUUUCUGUUUGAACCGCGCACUUUGGGUUCUUUACUUUCGUCUCAAAGUUCCGGAAGGAUCCAAAAGCUCUCGCCAAUCACCUAUGGCGUUGAUCCCACUCAGAAUUACGAUGGUUUGUUGGAGGAUUCUUCGUCACCCUCUAGUAGCAUUACAUGUCAGGAGAUGAGUUCAGAGGAAGAUGCAUAUUUAGCUGCCAUGGACACAUCUUUGGAAGUUAAUGUUUCACCGAACCGGAGCUUAAAUUCGGAUAACUUAGAUUCAGCUGAAAUGAAUGAACAGACACACUGCUGUAGUGAAAUAUCCCAGCCAAGCAUUACCCAAGAAAGAUGUCAAGCUGAGGGAAGUUCCGAGUGUUCUUCCAGAAAGAACAAUGAAGGUCAAAAGGCUGAGGUCAAACCGAAGAUUCUUCUCGUGGAAGAUAACAAGAUCAACGUGAUUGUUGCCAAGUCAAUGAUGAAGCAGUUGGGACACAACAUAGAUAUUGUCAAUAACGGAGCAGAAGCUGUGCGUGCAGUUCAGUGCAAAGACUACGAUCUCAUUCUAAUGGAUGUAUGCAUGCCAGUAAUGGAUGGACUUCAAGCCACAAGAUUGAUACGAUCUUUUGAGGAAACAGGUAGUUGGGACGAUGCAGUGAAAGCAGGAGUCGAGCUGCAGUUACCACCCCAACAUUCUUCCCCAAAAUUUCAACAGGAAAUACCAAGAAAGAGGACACCAAUCAUUGCAAUGACAGCAAACGCAUUAUCAGAGAGUGCUGAUGAUUGUUUUGCUAAUGGUAUGGAUUCAUUUGUAUCAAAGCCGGUUAAUUUCCAGAACUUGAAGCAGUGUUUGCAGCAAUAUAUACCAGAGUAGUAAUAGUAGUACUAGUCGUAGUAGCAGCUGUAAAUGGUAAGCAUCAUGUAUAGAAAAGAAAUGAGUUAGGGAAGUUUUGACAUCAAUGUAUAGC
Messenger RNA from Salvia hispanica, 3514 nucleotides. Its product is annotated as histidine kinase 5-like. Gene Ontology annotation, cellular component: plasma membrane. NCBI's taxonomy places the organism in Eukaryota, Viridiplantae, Streptophyta, Magnoliopsida, Lamiales, Lamiaceae. The record is from RefSeq and is a predicted model, not a curated record. Gene Ontology annotation, biological process: protein autophosphorylation; phosphorelay signal transduction system. Gene Ontology annotation, molecular function: phosphorelay sensor kinase activity; histidine phosphotransfer kinase activity.